AUGAGACCCAUUACGCUCCUUUCCCUUGCUUCUUUCGCCUAUGCGGAGAACCUUAUUCCCACCACUUGCUUCGACUCCUACACUUCCCUCGAAGAGUACUUCUCCUACCUGUACCCAUGGGGUAGCGACCACAACGGCUCAGCCCGCAUGGUCGGCAACUCCACCGACCACGAUUACAUCUCCGUCGAGUCCGGCACACUGACGCUCGUCGCAAAGCCGACCACGGGCCAGCCGGCAACUAGUGGAGGCCAGGAAAUUAACUAUCUCUCUGGCGCAGUGCAUUCCAAGAACACGUUUACUGUUGAAGCGGGCUCUGGUUUCGACAUCGAGGCUGAGUUCCAGGCGACCACUGAUAAGGGAACGUGGCCCGCUUUCUGGUUGAACAGCGCGGAGAGCUGGCCGCCCGAGAUUGACAUGGCCGAGUGGAAGGGAACGGGGCAAAUUACCUUCAAUGUCUUCAAUACCUCUUCCGAAGUCAUGAACCACAACACAGACUACCCGUCUCCGAGUGACUUCCACAAGGUCAAGACCCAGAUCCGUGCCGAGAACGACGCCGAUAUCAUGGUUAAGUACUUCCUCGAUGAUGUGGAGGUAACGACUCAAUACGGGGCCGACUAUGUUGGGAAGCCUUUGUAUCUGAUUAUCAAUUUGCAGAUGGAGGGAUCAUCCGGAUCCCCUGGUCCUAGCACGGACACCUAUUACCGCGUGAAGAACCUAUCUUUCGAUCAGAUUUAG
Molecule: messenger RNA, 735 nt
Organism: Aspergillus pseudotamarii
Lineage: Eukaryota; Fungi; Ascomycota; Eurotiomycetes; Eurotiales; Aspergillaceae
Product: glycoside hydrolase family 16 protein
Exons: 5
Coding region: 1-735 (244 amino acids)
Biological process (GO): glucan catabolic process
Molecular function (GO): hydrolase activity, hydrolyzing O-glycosyl compounds
Source: RefSeq, a predicted model, not a curated record